Oncorhynchus masou masou (cherry salmon) is the source of this 1424-nucleotide messenger RNA. RefSeq names its product serine protease 27-like. Lineage: Eukaryota; Metazoa; Chordata; Actinopteri; Salmoniformes; Salmonidae. Bases 143 to 1120 code for a protein of 325 amino acids. Gene Ontology annotation, biological process: proteolysis. The record is from RefSeq and is a predicted model, not a curated record. The transcript has 6 exons. Gene Ontology annotation, molecular function: serine-type endopeptidase activity.
GAGACAAUGACCAGUAUUGUGAGGUAAGUGUCACACCCUGACUCAAUACAAACAAUUACCUACCUACGUACAUACAUACAGUACCUUCCCGUUCAAAGAGUAUUUUAAAGACAGGACACAGAAAGCCAGAGCAGCUGAUAGGAUGGACUCGUGGUGGGAGUUGUGUGCUGUGGUAGUAACAUUGACCUGCAUUGGAAAAGGUGGCCAUGCACAGUUGGAUGUGUGCGGUACAGCUCCUCUCAACACAAAGAUCGUGGGGGGUCAUAAUGCACUGGCGGGGAGCUGGCCAUGGCAGGCCAGUCUGCACAGAUCCAGCAGCCAUUUUUGUGGAGGCUCCCUUGUCAACAAAGACUGGGUCCUGACUGCCGCUCACUGCUUCGCCAGCACCAGCACGUCUGGCCUGCUUGUCUACCUGGGCCGGGAAAAUCAGGAAAGCGUCAACCCCAACGAGGUGUCCCGAACGGUCUCUCAGAUCAUCCGCCACCCCAACUACAACAGUGCAACCAAUGACAAUGACAUCUGUCUGCUGAAGCUCUUGUCAUCCGUCACCUUCACUAACUACAUUCGGCCGGUCUGCCUGGCAGCAGGGGGCAGCACAUACUACAAUGGCACUACUAGCUGGGUCACUGGCUGGGGCAAUAUCAAUAGUGGAGUGUCCCUGCCCUCACCCCAGACCCUACAGGAGGUGGAGCUGCCAGUAGUGGGGAACAGGAAGUGUACCUGUCUCUAUGCUGGAGUGGGUUCAAUCACAGGCAACAUGAUCUGUGCUGGUCUAUUGGCAGGAGGAAAGGAUUCCUGUCAGGGAGACUCAGGGGGGCCGCUAGUGAGCAAAUCGGGCUUAGUCUGGAUCCAGUCUGGUGUUGUGAGUUUCGGAGUUAGCUGUGCUAAACCAAAUUUUCCAGGAGUGUAUGCCAGAGUGUCCCAGUACCAGGCCUGGAUCAAGAGCCAGAUCAGCACUGACCAACCAGGCUUCGUCACCUUCUCCUCCAGUGGGAAUAACUCUGACCUCACUGUUACCUGUGCUGCACUGUCCGGUGGGGCCACACACCUCCUCUCCUUCUCCCUCUCUCUCCUCCUAUCCCUCUCUCCUAUUCUCCUUUCUUUUUAUCUUUUCUUAUAGUGCAUACACUAAAAGUGGAUUCUAUGUCCACUACACUUCUCAUUGUAUGUGAAAGGCACUGUAAUAGUAUGUUAAAACUGUCAACAAUAAGUGAUUGGCUUCAUUCAAUAAGAAUAUGAAUCUACUGAAUCUACUCAUAUUUUCUUAUUGUGAUGUAAGUAAUUAAGUUGGAGAGCAAAUGUAAUUGCGUUAUGCUAUAUAGGAUUACAUUUGGUUGAUCAUCAGAGCUCAGUUCAUGAUUGUUAAGAGAGUAACACAUAGACAUCACACGUGAUGAUUAAAUGGAAAACUAAUUUUAUAAUUA